AACCCGCAGUCUAAACUGAUAAAUGGACUACGUCGUGUACUGUAGUGUUAAAAACUAUUCUCCAACGCGCGGUCCAAAUAGGCCCUCCAAUUUGCAUCGGAGGAGAGAGGCAAUCCAGAAAUGGAUUCCCCUCGCGGCCUCUCCAAACCCGCAGACGCCAACUGUUGUACGGGAAGGGAGCGCAAAAUUGUUCGAGCGGGUACACGGCGCUACGGAUUGGUUCCGCGGCGGUCGACGACGAGCACGACCAAGGCGACGACAAGCGCCACCGAAGGAAGAAUGGAUGGGAGCAGCAACAAUUUCGCUGGCAACUUGCAGGGAUCACCGGGACAGAUGGAUAACAACCAUCUUAUGUUCAACAUGCACUCUCCUAUGAAUGCUUCUGAUCAGGCCAUGCAAAUGACACCACCGCUCUCAAUGAUCCCUGCUACUUCCCACUUCCAGGUGCCCAUGCCACAAAUGACUGGCGCAUACCAGCAAGCAAUGUUCGGGGGACAAUUCCAUGGCCAUUUUCCUGCGAGCCCGCAGUUUGUGUCUCAAGGUUACUCAGGGGGCAAUGAUCAAGGACAGCAGCAGCCAUCGCAGGAAGCCAUCCCUGGAAAUGCCAAUGAAGAUGAAGUGGAGGAGGUUCCGGCUAGCCAGGUACCUCAACCUCAAGGGAAGAAGAAAGGUGCAUGUCAUCGAGGCCCGGGAUAUGAGGUCGAAGAGGAUCGUGUGCUAGUUUCCGGGUGGUUGAAUAUCUCCAAAGAUGCAGCUACGGGGACAAAUCAAGACAAAGUUGCCUUUUACAAAAGACUUCGGCAAUACUACAUUGACAAUUGUGCCACACAAAACCAACGGUCCCUCAACUCGAUUCAGCAAAGAUGGUCAACAAUCCAGACAAGGGUUAGCCGGUUUUGCUCCAUUCUCAGGCUAAUUGAGCGCUCGAACCAGAGUGGCAAGAGUUACCAGGACAUGGUGAAUGAAGCUAUUAAGGAAUUCCAGAAGACAGAACCAUGGCACUAUGGCCACUGCUGGGAAAUGCUGAAAGAUGAACCGAAGUGGAAUGAGAAGGUUCUUGAGAUUCUGCAGCAGAACAAGGGAAAGAGCAAACAAGACGCUUCGCCUACGGAUACGCCUACUGAAUCGGCUGAAGAGGUGUCAUCUCUGCCUGCCAGGCCCGAGGGAAGGGACUCGGUCAAGAAGCGUCGAGCUACAAGGUUCGGUGACACUUCCUCCUCUAGUGUCGCUGUGGACAUGUUGAAAAAAAUGAAUGAUCGGGGACAGGAGAUGGAUGAGAUAGAUGCCAAGCACAAGGCGGAGCUCAUGAGUUUGGAGCGCGCAAAGUUUGAGCUGCAGCAAAAACAGUGGCAAGCUAAGUUGGACAUGAUGUUUGAGUGCAGUAGGUUGGACAGGGAGGUUACUCGGGAGCAGAUCAAGGUCCAGAGAGAAGGCAUUGAAGCUCAAGUUAAGGUUCAGAUGCAGGCUCUAGAGGUUGAGAGGAUGAAGAACGACACCCAGAUUAUGUUCACCGAUGCAACCAAGCUGGCGUCAGGACUCCGUGAGUGGGUGCUCAAGCGCCAGAUGGAAAUUAUGAUCAGGGACGGGGUGCACUCUAAUGCCGGUGACUCUGGUAACAAUGAUUCUAGGGGCUGAACGGGGACAAUGUCAUGUAUGUUUGAAUUAUGUAUCUUGUAGGUUCUGUGAUGAAACAUUUCCUACCUUUCUUCUAAAAAAAUUAGCAUUCGUGUGCACUCUAA
Molecule: messenger RNA, 1739 nt
Organism: Panicum virgatum (switchgrass)
Lineage: Eukaryota; Viridiplantae; Streptophyta; Magnoliopsida; Poales; Poaceae
Exons: 5
Coding region: 121-1635 (504 amino acids)
Source: RefSeq, a predicted model, not a curated record